AUGGUGGAUAUUAUGCCCAGGAUUAUUUCUGAAGAACAAGCGGCUUUUGUGAGGGGUAGGUCAAUCUCAGAUCAUCUUCUUCUUGCUCAGGAAGUUUUCAACAAAUUGAGAUUUUCCAAAUCUUGUAAUGGAUUCUUGGAAAUCAAAGUAGACAUGGAGCAAGCAUAUUAUAGUAUGUGUUGGUCUACUUUGGAGAGAAUGUUAAUAGAAUUGGGGUUCCCUUCCAGGUUUGUUCAUUUGGUGAUGGAAUGUAUAAUAGAUCCAAUAUUUUCUAUUGUGAUUAAUGGGUCUAAUUUUUGUUGGAUUGAAGGGAAGAGUGGUUUUCUUCAAGGGUGUCCUUUGUCACCUUUUCUUUUUAUACUUUGCUCCCAACUACUUUCCAACGCCUUCCGUAGUAGGGGUACUGAGGUGGGUAUUAAGAUUUCUGAUAAUGCCCAGAGGAUUUCUCACUUGUUAUUUGCAGAUGAUAUUUUGCUAUUUUUGGAAGCUAAAGUGAAUGUCAUGAAGAAAGUUAGAAAGAUUAUAAAGGAUUGUUGUAGGUGGACUGGUCAAAAUAUUAAUUACCAUAAAUCUUCUUUGGUUUGUGGUAAUUCGGUGGACAGGAGGAGGAAGGUGCAGAUUUCUAGAUUUAUAGGUAUUAAGUUAAUUGAUGAGUUUAAGUAUCUGGGCAUCAAUUUGGCAAUGAGACGCUUAAGGAAGGCAGAUUUUCAAGGUUUGUUGGACAAAUGCUGUAAGAAAAUUAAAUUUUGGGGGAAUAGAUUUGUCUCUUUUGCAGGAAGACUAGUUUUGGUUAAAUCAGUUUAUCUUUCUCUUCCGAUUUUUAUUAUGACUCAUUCUCUUAUUCCGAUGAAAACAUUAAUGGAGUUGGAGAAGAUUUGUAGAUAUUUUAUAUGGAAUAAAUAUGAUGGUAAGAGGGAACUUCAUUACAUGGCAUGGGAGCAAGUUUGUAAGCCAAAGGAGUAUGGAGGUUGGGAUGUUCACUCAGCUGUGGCUAGGAGGGAUGCUAUGAGAGCCAAAUUUUCUUGGAAGUUGAUUGAUAAACCUGAAUCUUUGUUAAGCAGACAUCUUAAUGAUAAGUAUGGAGCUAAUUGGUGGAAUUAUCGGCUGUAUGGGAGGAGUUCCUGUACUUGGAAGAUUUUGUUUUCGGAGAGGAAUGCACACACAGGGAGCAUGUUAGAUGGAGAGUUGCUGAUGGGGCUGCUGGAACCGGGUGAAACUCAUCAGUUCUUUGGGGUUGAUCUCAUGGAUCUGAUCUACAAUUAUAAGAACAUGGAUGGUGUUGUUCCAUUCAGUAGGGUUUAUAAACUGAAGUUGAAUGCUAGACUAGAGGUGUUUUUAUGGCGACUGUUCUCGGAUGCUCUGCCUUCAGGUGCUUUCCUCUUCAGAAGGAAGCUUGCUGAUAAUUCUUUUUUCCCAAUGGGUUGUGAAGUAUUGGAAGACAUCAAUCACAUUUCAUCCAGCUGCUGUAAACUUCGGAAGGUGCUGGAUGUGCUGAGAGGUUGGGGAUUUCAAAUACCCGUUUUUAGUGGAUGGUUUGAUUGCUUGGAGGGUCUACAGCGGCUUAAAAAUGCCAGGAUUGAUCAAUCGGGAAAUUAUGAGUCUGGUGUUGGCGGCAUUGUAAGGGAUUGUAAAGGAAGGUUCCUACUUGCAUUUGGGAGGAAGAAAACGCAUUGGGACAUUGCCCAAUUGGAAAUGUCUGCUAUUUCCGCUCUUACAGAAGUUUUGCAUGGCAUAUUUGAUGGGGUUGAAGGCAUCAUAGUAGAAGGUGACAAUAAAAAUGUUAUUGAUAUUCUUCAUAAAGUGCACAUUAUACCGAAGAAUAUGGAUAGAUGA
This is a messenger RNA of Dendrobium catenatum, 1833 nucleotides long. RefSeq lists its product as uncharacterized. The transcript has 5 exons. Gene Ontology annotation, molecular function: RNA-DNA hybrid ribonuclease activity; nucleic acid binding. The record is from RefSeq and is a predicted model, not a curated record. NCBI's taxonomy places the organism in Eukaryota, Viridiplantae, Streptophyta, Magnoliopsida, Asparagales, Orchidaceae. Bases 1 to 1833 code for a protein of 610 amino acids.